Molecule: messenger RNA, 1056 nt
Organism: Letharia lupina
Lineage: Eukaryota; Fungi; Ascomycota; Lecanoromycetes; Lecanorales; Parmeliaceae
Exons: 1
Coding region: 1-1056 (351 amino acids)
Source: RefSeq, a predicted model, not a curated record
AUGGAUCCACAAAUAACAACCUUCUUGCUCCUGCAGCUUCUAAAGACUUGGCAUCCGGAUGUCAUAGCUCUUGCUGGGCUUACCCCAACUGAUUUGUCAAAGACGCCAAAGCUGCAGACUCCACCGUUAAUUGCGAUCCUCGCGCGCUGGGCAGAUGCCCCGGCCACAGCAAAUGAGCCAGAGGGCAAGGAGCUUCCGUGCGGGCACAGAGUCGACGUAUGCUGGAUUUUGACUCGCUCUAAUUUAUUUGGCGACCUGGUUCGGGGACGAAGGCCCCGGUCUUUGGAAUGUCCGCACUGUGAUAUUCAGUACACACUUCCAAUGAUCCCGGAUCCUUCGGUGGUAGACGGUCUUCAGGCUCGGAUAGACCUUAUACAGUGGGUUUGGGCCCGCGGCAAGGAUGCACCAAAUAACGCCGACGUGAAAAUGGUCAGGAUACUUCGAUAUAUUUUAGUCCACAUCGGACACCUACCCCGGAACUUAGAGAUGACCUCGAGCUUUUUACGGGUUGGGCCAAGCCAGCGGCGAUUAAGGCAGACCCUUCGGCUCUUUGAUCAAGUGGGUGUGGCCGGGGCGGUAGGAAAGAUCUACGCAGGCCCAGGGCUGUUACGAGGCACAGAGCCUUUCUGCAAGUUUCACCCUUCAAAGGCACGGCUACCGGGUUAUGCGCAACUCAAGUAUCCUCCUCCUUCUCCAGGUCGAUACUGCGACUGCAAGGAGCCACAUUGGGCACGAGAACCCAGGGCAUGGGCAUCCACACCUGCGGAGGACGAAGAGGAGUGGGGGUUUGCAGUACCUCGGAUCGAGAAGUUCGGAAAGAUUGGAAAGUCCAGACAGAAAAAGAUGGUGAGAUUUGCGGCCCCUGUCAUCACACACAUUCAAUACUUCGAGCCUUGGUGGUGCGAUGAAUAUCGGGACAGCAACCGUUAUUAUUCAUCAGGAUCGUGCAGGACAUCCGUUGAUCGUUCCACUAAACUGGAUGAUGACCGCGAGAUUGCCAGGUUGAAUGCUGAGGCAUUUGCGGCUGAGCGACUCAAGAUCAAACGACGUUUAUGA